AUGACGGAUUCCUUGCUGUUUUUUUUUAACAUGGGCUUAAUUAGGAAAGUCUCAUUUGAAGAAUAUUGGAAUAAGCACAGUCCAUCUCAGUCUACACCCUGGUUCCGUUGUAUGUUUAGUCGAAACCAAUUCCAAAACAUCUUAAAAUUUUUGCACCUGGUGGACACCAAAACACUCCCUAAUCCUAAUGAUCCAGCUUACAAACCAUCUCAAAGGUUCAAACCGUUACUUGAUUUCGGUAACAGGAAAUUUUUACGGUAUUAUAAUUCCCGCAGAGAACUUGCUGUAGAUGAAUCCCUUGUUGGUACAAAAGGAAAGACAAGUAUGUUACAGUAUAUACCAAGUAAACGUUCAAGGUUUGGCCUUAAAUUCUGGAUGUUGGUCGAGUCCGUCACCGUGUAUGUUUUACAGAUGGAUGUAUAUCACGGGAAACGUUUCGAUCCCACUCCUGCUGGAACAUUACAAGGAACAAAUGUAGUAAUAAAUUUAAUGAAGAAUUCACAUCUUCUUGGAAAAGGCUUUCAUGUUUUCGCCGAUAACUUUUUUGCUUCACUUAAUUUAGCUAACAAAUUAUUGAGAGAGCGUACGUAUCUCACAGGCACAAUGAGAACUAAUAGACCUACGCCACAGAUGAUAAAAAAUGCAUGUCCUCAAGCAGGGAAUGCUGUUUACGCUAGACAAAGACAAAUCAUGCUUUGCUGUUUCCGCGACCACAACAGAAAAAACCCCGUCACAUUGGUGUCUACUUACUACAAUGCUAUUGAUACACUAAACGGUAAACCUAGGAUCAUAGGCGCAUAUAAUACAUUCAUGGGCGGUGUCGACCUUAGCGACCAAAUGAUUGGAGCAUAUAAUGAUCACAGGAAAUGCAGUAAAGUAUGGAAAAAAAUUAUAUAUCACAUAUUUAACCGCAUCAUGUUAAACGAGUAUAUUCUGUACAGUCAUAACACAUCAUUACCGGUUAUGUCCUGA
Messenger RNA from Mytilus californianus (California mussel), 972 nucleotides. Its product is annotated as piggyBac transposable element-derived protein 4-like. The record is from RefSeq and is a predicted model, not a curated record. Lineage: Eukaryota; Metazoa; Mollusca; Bivalvia; Mytilida; Mytilidae. The transcript is spliced from 2 exons. Bases 1 to 972 code for a protein of 323 amino acids.